CGCGCGCUUGCUUGCUUGUUUGUACGCACGCGCACUUUUUUUUUCUCGGUAUAACACACACCUAUAUAUAUGUAUAUUUAUAAAUAUUUCUUCUCGGAAAUGGAGAGGAGAAGAUGAAGAUGAAGAUGAUGGUGAUGAUGAUGGUGAUGAAGGUGAUGUUUGUCAGCUGAGGAACGCGGAUGGAGGAAAGACGCAGCGUUACACCGAUACACUGUGUGUGUGUAUGUGUGUGUGUGUGUGUGUGUGUAUAUAUAUGUGUGUGUGCGCGCGCGCGCUCCGGCGCCCGUCCGCGUGUGCGCGCGCGCGCGCGUGUGGAUUAAACUGGAGUCCGCGCGGAGAGCGGCAGAAGCGGAGCGCGGGGAGGAAAAAUAGAUGCGCGUGAGCAAGAGAUCCCAGAUUUCGCCCCCACCCUCCCCUCCUUCCUCCGGUCUUGAUCUUCAUCUCCAUCCGGUCCUCGCGCUCAGCGGCUCAGCUCUCAUCCGGUUCACAUGGGGGAGAUGUAUGCUCGUGCAUUAUUAUUAUUAUUAUUAUUUAAAAUCCUCGUGCAUCCUCACACCCGUCUUCUUCUUCUUCUUCUUCUUCUUCUUCUUCAUCAGCAUGAUGUUCUUCUUCUCGAGAGGAAUGUAGAGGGGAAUGUAGUAACUCUCUCCUGAGGUGGAGGCAUGAUCUAAUCCGGAUCCUGAUCUUCUGAUCUUCUGGAGGAGAGACGUGCAGGAAAAUUUUGCGCGCGCUAAAUUUCGUCUGAAGCAUGUGGAGGUUAUAACGCGUUAUAAUGCAGGGGUGUUCGUGUCAUGCAACUUGAUACAAUGGAGUUUUUUUUUAUGAGUGUGUUUUCUGCUGCACCAAAUGGAGAAGCUUUUCCACUCUCACCUUCUUCUUCUUCUUCUUCUUGAGGAGCACCACGGGAUUUUGACUUUUUUGGAUUUCUGAUUUUUCGUUUCCUUUUUUUUUUUUUUUUUUUAAUAAAAAAGGGCGGAUUCGUAGUGCUUUUCACUGGCUGUGCUCGGAGUGGAGGAUAUGGGCUGCUGCUUUACCGGAUGCUCCAGCGCGAUGGUUUUCGGAUCGGACCGGAUGGAGGAGAACCGAGCAGCAGGAGAAAAUCCGACAUGUGAGGAGAUCGAGCUGCUCUGACCCUAACCGAGCUCCUGAGCAGAGCUGACAUUACUGAUUCAAGGUGUCCGAACCCUCUUUACAAUGGAAAAGCUGCUCAUCUGCCUGUUGGUCAUUGGAAUGGCAGUGAAGGCCCAGAUCUGUCCGAAGCGCUGCGUGUGCCAGAUUUUAUCUCCCAACCUCGCAACACUCUGCGCCAAAAAAGGGCUUCUGUUUGUGCCACCCAAUAUCGACCGGCACACGGUGGAGCUACGGCUCGCUGACAACUUUGUAACUAGCGUCAAACGGAAAGACUUCGCCAACAUGACCAGGCUCGUGGACCUGACCUUGUCGAGGAAUACGAUAAGUUACAUUACGCCUCAUGCGUUCGCAGACUUGGAAAACCUUCGCGCCUUGCACUUGAACCAUAACAGGCUGACUCGGAUAGGGAAUGACACGUUUAGCGGAAUGUCCAAGCUGCAUCAUUUGAUUCUCAACAACAAUCAGUUGACUCACAUCCAUCUGGGAGCUUUUAACGACCUUCUGGCCCUGGAGGAGCUGGAUUUGUCCUAUAACAACCUUGAAACGAUACCCUGGGAGGCAAUCCAGAAGAUGAUCAGCCUUCAUACACUCAGCUUGGACCACAACAUGAUUGAGUACAUUCCAGAAGGCACCUUUUCCCUGUUGCAAAAACUCAACCGACUGGAUGUGACCUCCAACAAGCUCCAGAAGCUUCCACCGGAUCCUCUUUUCCAAAGGGCGCAGGUCCUGGCAACAUCUGGAGUGCUUACUUCUUCAUCGUUUGCCCUCAGUUUCGGUGGAAAUCCUUUGCACUGCAAUUGCGAGCUGCUCUGGCUUCGUCGACUGAGCCGUGAGGACGAUUUGGAGACUUGCGCGACUCCGCCGCACUUAUCCGGACGAUAUUUCUGGUCUAUUCCAGAGGAGGAAUUCCUGUGUGAGCCGCCCCUUAUCACGAGGCACUCUCAAGAGAUGAGGGUGCUCGAGGGACAACGCGUAACCCUUCGAUGCAAAGCGAGAGGAGAUCCGGAGCCUGUGAUCCACUGGAUAUCACCUGACGGCAAGCUGGUCUCGAACUCCUCACGUACCAUCGUUUACAAUAACGGGACCUUGGAUAUCUUGAUCAGCACGGUGAAAGAUACCGGAUCCUUCACUUGUAUCUCUUCUAACCCAGCUGGUGAAGCCCACCAAACCAUCGAGCUUGUCAUUAUCAAGCUUCCGUACAUCAGCAACAGUACCAAUAACAUCCAGGAGCCAGAUCCCGGCUCGUCGGAUAUUUCCACCUCCAGCAGAACUGGAGCCAACGGAAGCAACCACACAGCAGACUCGAAAGCGAGUUCGGAUAAGCGUGUGGUGAUAGCCGAGGCCACAUCAUCCACAGCACUCAUUAAAUUUAACUUCCAAAGGAAUAUUCCUGGAAUUCGCAUGUUUCAGAUCCAGUACAACGGCACCUACGAUGACUCUCUUGUUUACAGAAUGAUCCCACCGACGAGCAAAAACUUCCUGGUGAACAACCUGGCGGCUGGAACGCUGUACGAUCUCUGCGUCCUCGCCAUCUACGACGACGCCAUCACGUCCCUCACGGCCACGCGUGUCGUCGGCUGCGUUCAGUUCACCACCGAGUCCGAGUACCUCCGCUGCCACUUCAUGCAGUCGCAGUUCCUCGGCGGAACCAUGAUCCUGAUCAUCGGCGGCAUCAUCGUGGCCUCCGUCCUCGUCUUCAUCAUCAUCCUCAUGAUCCGCUACAAGGUGUGCAUGAGCGGAGACCGCGGCAAGGGAACCGCCACCACCGGGGUGCAGCCCGACACCGCCGCCAGUCCCUCGGCGAAUAAAGAGGGCGUCAUGGCCGAGGGCGGGGACGACUGCCAGAAAAGCUCCGCCCCCGGAUUCCCCGAUUCCCUCACGCAAUCUUCAGAGACUUCUCUGCCUGAUUGUUCCACCGAGACGUCCGUUGUGAGCCAGAGUUGGGACACGGGAGGAUCUUCGGGGUCCAUCAAGCCAAAACGGAGACCAGCGCCGAAGCCGGAGGAGAAGACUGAUCUGGCGCUCGGUGCCGAGACUCACAACACCAACCGCAACAACUCCAAAACUCCACUACUGCGUUCCGUUCCUCCGUCAGGCCCCGCCCCUUUGCUGCCUUCUUGCUUCAGGGACACUCCCAUCCUGAGGAGGGCGCCACCUCGUCCCUCCGUAUCAAAGUAUCUCACACUGCCGGCGGAGGGGACGCGAGCUGCACCGCGCAGGUACUCGCUAAACGAAGACUUAUCCAAACACCUCUGCCACGCCGGCAAGCCCGGGAACGCCCGGUGUAAGCGGAGUGUAUCCAUGAACGGAAUGCUAGCCAGCAUGGGAAAUUCGGAUUUAGAUAAAGGGGUGUAUUCCAGUUCAGAGUGGAUCCUAGAGAGUACGGUGUGAAUGACUAGCUAGUGUCCUACAUCACUGUGUGUGUGUGUGUGUGUGUGUUACUGAUUUUUAAAAUUCGUAAGAAUUCUCGUGAUCCAGCUGGUGUGUAACGUUGACGGUUAUUAGUGGUUAGCGCUCGUAGCUUUAAAACUUCACAGCACCGUUUAUAAAAAAAUCCAACUCGUACCACGUACACGAAUACCACGCCGUAGAAUUCUUACGAAUUGUGUGUGUGUGUGUGUGUGUGUGUUUGAACACAUUUGCAUGUGAGUUUUGCACUUUUUUUCCCUUCUUGUUCUCAACACUUGUAUUUUUUUAUUUUAUUUGUUUUAGUUGUUUUUUUUUUAAAAUAUCCAACUUCUCUGAAAGCUCGUGGAUAAACAGGACGCUCGCUUGCCUUGAGGAAAUUUCCUCUUCCUGCUCAUCGCGCUGACAAAAAAACACGUCAGUGCCUUCCUAUUAAAAAAAAAAAGAAAAGAAAAGAAAAGAGCUCCGGCCGAUUGAGGACCGUAUUUCACCAGACUGAGGAAUAUUUCACACAAAAAGCCUUUCUUUACUCUUCUUUAAAGGGAAUAACGUUUCCUGUACGCGAGAGAGAGACACAGAGAGCGAGAGCGAAGAAGGAAAAAAAAAACCACGGUAUUAAAUACUCAAAAAAACCUGGACCUGUUAUUAAAGUGAUAUUUUUUAAAGAGAAAAAAUAAAAACAAAUCAAAGGGUUUUUUUUUCUUUUCGGUGACAUUGAUACUGCCUUAAUUUGAAGGCACGAAAGUAAAAAAAGAAAAAAAGAAAAGAAUAAGUGUACAGAAAGACAACAUCUACUGUGUUGGUAUGUUGUGUAAAAUAAAAUAAAAAAAGAAACGACUACACGUGUUUGUCAGUGGUGUUAUAAACGUGUUAUAAACACAAAAACCUGAAGAGGAAUAAAGCGCCGAAAAACGGAGUGAACGUUGAAAAAGCUAACAUCGCGCGUUUUGGAUUUUCGAUGUGGUGCUUUUAGAAAUCGCUCGUUUAAUUUCGCUCCUGAAACGUUUUCCCACACGGCGACAUUUUCACUGCUCAGUGUUCACACUUUCUAAUUAACAUUAACUUUUUUUUGAUGUUUUUUACAAAAUGUUGUUUUUUUCUCUUUCUGAACUGAAAGAAACGUUAAUGUGUGAUGAGGGAAAGGGGGCGUGGCUUCCACGGCAUCGGUUAACAUCGCAGAGUUCAAAACUAGGACUUAAUUACUACUUAACAAUAAAACUAUUAUUGUUACGAUUAUUAUUAUAAUAAAACUCUUUCUAAUUAACGAGCAUUUCAUCUUUAAUGUUUUUGUUAAAUUGAGUGUUAAACCUGACUCUUUGCACAGCAGGACAGAAAUCUCAAAAUCUCCACCAUCCUUUUUU
This is a messenger RNA of Pangasianodon hypophthalmus (striped catfish), 4898 nucleotides long. RefSeq names its product leucine rich repeat and fibronectin type III domain containing 5a (gene lrfn5a). The record is from RefSeq and is a predicted model, not a curated record. The transcript is spliced from 3 exons. Gene Ontology annotation, molecular function: protein binding. Bases 1195 to 3522 code for a protein of 775 amino acids. NCBI's taxonomy places the organism in Eukaryota, Metazoa, Chordata, Actinopteri, Siluriformes, Pangasiidae.